AAUCAAUCUUUGAUUCAAACCCAAUGUCAUUUCUCGGUCGCUUCUCUCGAACACAGCUCAUCAUUGGAGGGUUGGUGACCUACGCCACUGGAGUUUCCGCAGCGCUUACAUUCUUCCCAUCGACUACUUCUACUACAACUAGGACUAGUACGACUGAUUCCGACCAGUCUGAUCGGUUCCCUACAGAGUCGGCGCGUCAGUCUACGUUUGAUUCGCUUGCACCGGAAUAUGAUCGGGAAGUGAAGAUUCAUGAAUAUCUCUUGGGGAUCCAACGUCGACGGAAACGACUUUUGAAGGAGGCCAAGGGACGAGUCUUGGAGAUUGCAUCGGGAACAGGGAGGAAUGUGGAUUAUUACCGAGCAGGAUGUUGUGAAGAGAUUGUGUUUUCGGAUUUUUCAGAGGGGAUGAUGGAGGUGUUGAAGAAGAAGGUGGAGCAGAGUGAUUUAGGAAGACGUUACGAUUAUCAGCAGAGGAGGAAACUGCAGCUGGAGUUGGAAGAGGAAAAAGAGAAGAAGAAGAAGAAGACGAAGCUGAUAGCACACUCAGAGGAUAUGCAGCAACAACGAGAAGGAGAAGGAGAAGGAGAAGGAGAAGGAGAAGGAGGUGAUAAACUAUCGUUGCCUUCAUCAUCAAUAUCGUCCUCAUUAUCAUCAUCAUCACCAUCAUCAUCAUCAUCAUCAUCAUCAUCAUCAGAAAAGAAGAUUGUAGAGACAGAGAUUCGAUUCAAAACGAUGAAUGCAGCGGCGAUCCCAUAUCCAGAUGCGAGCUUCGAUACAGUUGUGGAUACAUUUGGACUGUGUAGUUUUGAAGAUCCUGUGAAGGUCCUGAAGGAGAUGAAGCGAGUGUUGAAACCGGGAGGACGGAUCUUGAUGUUAGAGCAUGGGAAUAGUAGUUGGAGAUUUAUGAAGGAAAUGCAGGCCAAGCAGUUGGAUCGUCAUGUACAAAAGUACGGAUGUUAUUGGAACCGAGAGAUUGAGGAGUUGAUCGUUCAAGAGGCCGGGCUAGAGAUUGUGGAGAAGGAACGGUCGCAAUUAGGAACUGUGUAUUAUAUUAUUGCAGAGUAGAAAUGGGGGAUAGUGGAAGUACGAGAGAAGUGAUGGUGGUCCGUAGUAGGUGGGAGAGAAAGAUUUAUUACUACUAUUGUUAUUAUUAUUAUUAUUUAUUAUCAUUAUUACUAUCAUCUUUUAAUCGUUUAAUCACAUAGAAAAAUAUAUAUAUAUAUUUUAGAUAUCGAUUAGGGUACUCAUUUUUGUUACAAAAGCUCAACGUUAUUGUUAUAAUUAAAUGAAUUGAGCUAUCCAGGG
Messenger RNA from Lobosporangium transversale, 1304 nucleotides. Its product is annotated as S-adenosyl-L-methionine-dependent methyltransferase. Bases 24 to 1064 code for a protein of 346 amino acids. Lineage: Eukaryota; Fungi; Mortierellomycota; Mortierellomycetes; Mortierellales; Mortierellaceae. The transcript has a single exon. The record is from RefSeq and is a predicted model, not a curated record.